This is a messenger RNA of Letharia columbiana, 1551 nucleotides long. RefSeq lists its product as uncharacterized. The coding region runs from base 1 to 1551 and encodes 516 amino acids. The transcript has 2 exons. Lineage: Eukaryota; Fungi; Ascomycota; Lecanoromycetes; Lecanorales; Parmeliaceae. The record is from RefSeq and is a predicted model, not a curated record.
AUGCUCUUAUCUCGAUUGAUUUCCGCUCAAUUGUCCCUUUUCUUCGCCCAGUACGUUUUGGCUGCAGCGCCUGCACAAACACUCACCGAUGAUGGCAACGGAAAACAAAUCUAUGUUCCACAGCCUGGAACCACAUCCAGCGUCGCAUCACCCGAAUAUACACCAACUCUAGUGUACAAUUGCGCUCAGAUGCCACUGAUUUGUGAGAAUGUCGCAGCAUGGGCCAAAACCAACAACAACGCUGGAGGCGAUAUACCGGCAAAUAACCUCUUUUUAUAUUUCGAUCCAGACGCAACAAACAAAAAUGCACGCCGACAGCUAGCCUGUGGCUGUUUUGAUCACGAUGGCUGCGAUGGCUCAGGUACCUCCGGUACUUCCAAAGGUAAAAGGACUGGGGACAAAGUCACUGAUAUAGCAACUUCCGCUGGCCCCUUUGCCAACAUCCCACCUACCGCUGCGGCAAUCAUAAUGGCAGGUCCGAAUCCUCCAUCGGGCGGGAACAGGCAACCCUUGAAUUCAAUUCCAGGUCGGUUCUUCGCCUUCGGAAUUGGUAUGACAUGCGAUGAAUUCCCUGCCGCGCCUUUCAUAGAGGGCGGUGCCAACGCAGAGACAAUUUGUGCCCUCCAAAGCUGGCAAGUAUAUCAGGGAAAGGCAACUAGCCAAAAUAAUCAAGGGAAAUGGCCGUUGACCCCCCAAGAAGGGAAACGGUCGGAGCAAGAUUGGCAAGCUCAAGCUCAUGUAUAUCUACGCCAAGCAUUCGGCAUUCAGAACAGGAGAAACCCCAUCGGAUUGGGGACCGUCUGGCCAUUCUCUUUCACAACUACCACCGAUUCGGUAGCAACCUCUAGCAAAGCCUGGGUCAUAGUCUCUGGCCCAGCAACAAGUGUCGUUACUAAGCGAGAUCUCCCACCAGUAACCAUUGCUGUGCCCACUGCGACCAAUUUAGCAGUGACUGGCGACGAAAAAAUUGACGCUCGAGCCCUUCAUGACUUCGGGCCGCGUGCACCAGAACCCGAUCCCAAUAGCCCUACAGGCGUCAGACUCGCCGUCCGCACUGCCAGCCCUAUACAAAAACGCCGCAACACCGGAUUCCUGAUGGUCCGCGCAAACGUAUCAUCCACGCCAGCAGCAGACUGUACCAUCGACUUUGAUACCCAAGGCCUCGAAGACACCGAUGUAGGCGACCCAGGCUUCGACGACCUCCUCCCCCAAUAUCAAUCCAAGCCCAUUUGCGAAGGGGGUAAUUCCGAGGUCUCCGACGUACAAGCUGCAGAUACCUGGCUCGACAGCCAAGGCAACGACUGGGACUAUGGCAACUGUUGUGGUGGUGGCAUCGGCGACGGCUCUUGCGGACCCAUCCUCGUGCAGAAUGGCACCGCGAGCGUGAGUUUGUGUGGAGACACGAACCAGUGCGUUGGGUGCGCACAGCUGGGAAACUACGUGGAGGGGAUCAUAGGAGCCUGUCAGCAGGAUGGCCUGGUGAAUGGUGUGCAAGUGCUUAACGAGGUUGAGGGGUUGAAUAUUUCGGUUUCUUUGGUUGAUGGUUCGUAG